AUGGCGCCAUCCGCUCCUAUGUUGUACUCGUUGGUUCUUCUUCUUGGCGUUGCAGCCGCUGUGCCCGCUCCUCGGGAGAGCUGCGAGCCGCGGACAAUCUGUGUUGACGCCAUCAACACAUGUGGGGUGAAAUACGGCGGAUGCUAUGAUGAGUGUAACACCGCUCUCAAGCCGUCUCCUCCACCGUGUACCGAGGCAACCACCACGACGAAACCGACCCCCACCUGUGGUGUGCCGCCACCGGUAACCCCAAUAACAACUGGGGAUGAUUGCAGCACUCGGACUGUCUGUUGGGAUGGGGUCAACGAAUGUGGCCAAACCUAUGGAGGCUGCUUCCCUGACUGCACACCAUGGCCAACCUUCACUCCGCCGCCCUGUCCGACGAUCACAACCACCACGAACCCGGUGAUUGUCACCGACGUGCCCACUGGAGUGCCCACUAUUUGCGCCGACUAUAUCAACGAGUGCGGGAAGAUGUACGGAGGAUGCUUCGCCAGCACCAGCCCGUUCCCGACCUUCUCGAAACCUCCCUGCCCCUAA
Molecule: messenger RNA, 540 nt
Organism: Phialemonium atrogriseum
Lineage: Eukaryota; Fungi; Ascomycota; Sordariomycetes; Cephalothecales; Cephalothecaceae
Exons: 4
Coding region: 1-540 (179 amino acids)
Source: RefSeq, a predicted model, not a curated record